ACUCUCGGUCGGCACAGUCGGCAACGAUACCGCGCGGAGAACAAUAAUCGCGCGGGAGUUCACUCGUACCGAGACGAUACAUCGCGAUCGCGAUCCACGCCCGACCGCCGUUCACACCGAUUUCCGUCAAGUCGGACGUGCGCUUCGCCGACCGGCAGUCAUUCCAACGGCUUUACAAUCUCUACCCGUUUUACGUUUACGUUACGGUACCUUUCUCGGGUUUUUCUCCGGUCGCUAUUUUCUCUAUCUCUCUCUCCCCCGACACCGAUCCUUACGAUCCGUACGACCCGUCGUCCUCCGCCGAUCGCGUCGAAAACGUUUGGACCACCGCUGCGCACAACAUCACAUCGAACCAUACAGCACUCCGCGCACGUGACCGGAAACCGAAAACGACCGUCGGAUGUCUGUGCAACGGUCGUGAAGCUACACCGGGGGUUUUGUCGUGAUGACCGUACGGGCGCUGUCGCGCGCGAUCCUUCUGGCCGCCUUGGUCGCCGCGACUUGUCGGGGUGACGAAACGACGAGCGACUAUUCCAUAGCUGCCACCACCGACCGGCCGGAGAUAACCGAAGACGAGUUGGAAACGAACAAAUCAGCAGCACCUAGCCAAGGUUUGAAACCAACCAAAUACCACUAUUAUCCGCACAACCAACACAUAUAUCUGUUACCCGAGUGCGCCGUCCAACAGGUUUGCAAUGCCGUGUACGUGAGACUUAACUACACGCAACCCCUGUGCGCCUGUCCGUCCAGGUACAAGGAACCAUGCUCCGCGUCCUUAAACGCUGACGACUUGCACACCACGGAACUGUCUACGGACACGACUGGCAAAAUUCUCACGCUGGUCAAGACGUGCGAGCCGGUGGCCGAAAUGCGGACGUGCCGAUCGCCGAGGGACUGGUCGCUGUUGGCACUGCAGAACGUGCGCACCGGGAAAUCACAUUACCUGGUCAUCUGCCGGUGUCCGCACACGAGUCUGUUGGAGGGACCGAUGAGCCACGACCAACCGACGUACGCGAGCGUGCCCGGCAUCCGGGUGUACGGCAUGAUGUGCGUGACGAGAAACGGACAGCAGUCGACGGCCGCGCCGCCGCCGGCGCACUCCAGCUCAGCGCCGAUGACCAAACGACGGGCCAGACCGUUGAGGACCCCCCGAUCGUCGGGCGCCCACUUCGGCCGGUCGUUCGCAAGCCAAUCGUUGCCGCCGUUCCCGUGGGGCAGAGCCAUGCAGUUCAUCAAAUCCGUGCAAGCGGAAGAGUCACUGAAAAGCAAACGUUCUUGAACGACUCGUCGUCGAACAUCAAAUACGGAUUAAGAAAUUAAAAUUAAAUUAGCAACUGUAGGUAGACGCAUAGGUGAUAUUCAAAUGUAACAAAGCCGCUCAACCGUUUUCUUUUACCCAAAAAAAUUUGUAUUCUUUUGUUUUUUUUUUCUUUUAUUACUUACGAUAAUUAUACAAGCACAGACAACGAUAUAUUUUUAUGAAUAAGUUAUAUAUACAUAUAUAUGUAUAUAUAUAUAUAUAUAUAUUUUUAUAUAACAAGGUGCUUUGUGCGUUUCAAAUGUUCUAUUGUACAUAUCACAGGCUAUAUUU
Sipha flava (yellow sugarcane aphid) is the source of this 1591-nucleotide messenger RNA. RefSeq lists its product as uncharacterized. Bases 446 to 1279 code for a protein of 277 amino acids. Lineage: Eukaryota; Metazoa; Arthropoda; Insecta; Hemiptera; Aphididae. The transcript has 7 exons. The record is from RefSeq and is a predicted model, not a curated record.